AGUACUUGUUCUUAUUCUUUAAUCACAUAGAAGAAGUUUCGAUCGACGCAAAAGAACCUGAAAGAAAGAAACUUUAGCUUUGACGAACAGGACGAGUUCUUCAACACAUUGUUCUGCGUGUAAAAGUUCUUUCAACUACUACGUCACAACCGUAAUCUUGUAAAUGUACGUAACUCGUCUCGGGAUGGAGUGCAAGUAUACGAACGAGAUCGAGAUUUUUAGAGCGAAAUAGGAGCAUCAUCGAGUGCGUUAUCUGAUUUGUCGGUCGUUCGUCGAAGAUGUAGGAAUGAAUCUUGUCUCUCAACAUCUGUCGUGGUGCAUGCCACCGUUCGCGUAAGUCAACAGGAGCCAUCCUCUCGUCCCUUUUGAUAAGGAUAAGGAUUUUGCCCUCAUUCACACGACCUCGCUCGCCCACCCGUUAUGACCCCCAUCUUCUGGUUGAGAAAUUUAUACACACGAACCUCGAGUCUAAGUAUGCAGACAUCGGCUAUGUCAGUGUUUUGUAAGUGCUAGAGUUUUGAUAUACGUCCCCACUUUUCUAGACUGUAGCUAUUGAUGUUAUUUUCACUUUCUAAUACUAGUAUCUAAAUCUAACUACGUUACUUCUGAAAGGAAUGGCAAUGGUCAUGAUGAUGUUGACAAUGUCGCUAUCGUGACAAUAUCCAUCCCCCUCGCCACCUAUCAUCUCCAAAUAAUAUCAAACAUUAAUGUUCCAUAGCAGUCUUAGUUAGGGAUACAACAUCUUGUAGUAAAAGGAGAAUCAACUGAGUCUACUACAAGAUGGCAGCUGCCGAGAAGGAACCGCCCUUCUGUGGGGUAUGGAUCGAAUUGGAACGGUGUGUGGAUUGUCACACCCACGAACACUGCACCAGACACGUAGAGGCGAAAUACGACGACUAUGAGAAAAGGUUGUCGGAUUUGCUCGACACGAAAGUCCCGAAAGGGAUGCCUUAUAAGGUAGUGGAUCUUGAUAAAAGAAGAUCCAGUAGAGUGUAACUAGUAGAUAGAAGUACCUCACAGUUCUAGAAGUUGUUAGAUUCUUUUAUGAUUUCAUCAUCUCCAUACACCUCCAUUUUUUUACAACAGUUCGUCAGAAAUCCCGGCCCGAAAUCGCAUGGUGUCAACUGUAAGAAAUCCGAGUACAACCCGUAUCUCUACGCCGCGUAUGCCCAGAACGAUGACACAGGGAGAUGGUACCAGACUCAAGUCUUCCGAUACCCACGCAUCGGUAGUUUCGAGAUCUUCGUCAACAAAGGCAAGGCACGAAGAGAGGUCUUCUCGAAACUGAAGACAGGUAAAUGGUGCAACGUAGAAUGGGCUGUCAGUAAGGUGCUAGAAACUGUCAAUCAACUCGGCGGAUGGGAAGCAGUGCCAGAACCACCAAAACCGAAGAGGAAAUUUAUGUUCAUGUUCUUUGCCUGCUUCGGUGGACGACCUACUUCCUGACUAAGUACUUGUACUUAUAAUCAGAAAUAAGAAGUCCUCCUCUCCUGUCUAUUUCAAAAUGAAAAAUGUCGAGCAGUAGAAGUUAAGAUGCUUAAAAAGAACUUCCAUCCCCAUUGCUUAAACACUUCCAUCCCCAUCUUCCCUCUUCUAAUCUCAAUAGCGGUGUUGGCGGUAAGAUGAGCAUUAGCGAUGACGAGUUGCGAUUGCUCAUGAAGAAGAAGUUUGCGACACUCCUAACUGCAUUCAAGUCAUUCGACAAGAACGGUGAUGGGCAAGUGAAUAGAAAGGAGUUCUCAACCGGUCUCAGACACGUUGGCGUGGACUUACCGCCCAAGGUGGUUGACCGACUAUGGGCACUGGCGGACACUGACGGAACAGGAGCACUCGCAUACACAGAAUUCGCAAGGAAAUUCGCUCAUUACAGGUAACGAAACUAAGACAACAGUAUGUACAACUGUACAACAAUAACCACUGGUAGAGUUGUUACCCAGAUGAUGUCGUGGGAUGCCUAUUAAUUUACAGUUUCAAAAAAGUAAAACCUUUUUCCCAGCUGCACUUCGCUUCAACAUCAUAAUCACGACCCCCAUCCCUUCACCACAGGGCAUCAGCCACCCUCCACAAGGAAGUUGGCUUCGCAUCAAAGGAGGACGAGCAAGCAGAAAAAUUGCACGGUACCGGAGCCGGUCGACGAAUGACACGCAGUAGUAUUCAGAGGUCGGAUCAAGCCGGCUUAGCCUUUGAGGUGGAUGCAGAGGAUUUCAAUGCUGAUGCGAAAAAAGAUUAUGGCCAAUGUAGAAGAGGAGUGAGUAGUUGUUGUUGGUUCAUGCUCAUCUAGGUGUUGUAGACGGUAGGACUUUUACAUUUACAACCUAGAAAAUAGUAAGUAUGCUGGUCCUCUUGUUAAACAUUGUCCAGUACAUUCAUCAUCAUCAUCAUCAUCAUAAAUUAAGAUCAUUCUUAACCUUAUCGUUCGCGAGUUCUUAUGUGACUAUUGCGUAGCAAGCAGUUGCUUAUGUCUUUAUUGUCGUUGAUCAACGAAGAAGAAUUCCACCUCCAACUCCGAGAAGAGAUGACAGUUGGGAUGAUCGCAAGGACGGGAGGCGACCUCUCAGCCAGAGAUAUCGAGACUCUGACAGGAGAUGAAAUUCGAGCUCUCUGUCUCCAAAAACACGGCAACCUGCUGGUCGCCUUCCGAGCACUCGCAGUCGGAAGUAGUGACUUCAGAGUGGCAUAUAGGUACUCGUCCAGAAUAUUAGGGAAGCUUGAUUUUGACCCGAAAAAUAGGCGCAUUACUUCGACUAAGCGCAAUCUAUACUCUGCUGACGUGCGCACUAGCUCGCACUCGUACAACUUUGACUCAGCAUAGUACUUGCUACCGUAACCUUCUCACCUCCUCCUCCACUGAAACCAACCACAAACAGCGACUUCAUGGAUCGCUUCCCAGCCGUAGUGGGAAAGAAGCCAUCUGCUUUGAAAAUGAACCAAGUCUGGCAGAGUAUGGAUGCGGACAUGAGCGGAUACAUCGACAUGAACGAGUGGUCUUCCAACAAGUGCCUGGAUAAGACCAGCAAGACUUAUGGCUGAAAGUAACAAUUUUUUCAUUGUCAUUCUGGUAAGUAACACGACGACGACAGUAAGUAAUUGUAAUAGUAAAAAUAAUAUUUAUCAGAGACUGCCUUUGAAGGUGAGACCUAUGGGGCUGACACCAGGACGACGAUAGCGCCGGCGCUUAAUUAGUUUUAGCAGGUAGCAGGAUACUUGUUGAUAGUUGCCCUUUUCUCUUUCCUAUCUUCCUCUGGUCUGUCUUUUUUCUAGUUAGGUCGGCUCCACCACAAUUUAUUAGAGACUAGCUACAACUUUAUUAGAGACUUGAUUUUCAUCAUUUUGAAGAGUUGCUUCACCAUCUGGUUCUGGAUAGCAUGUUGGUCAAGACAACAAGACAGCUGAAUCUAACAAACGGUGCUCAUUAUGAAGGGCAAGGCUGCCUACACGAGUUCGCAAGACGAGGGUUCUGCUCCUGCGCAAGUGCUGGAAUAGGAGUUGCGUAGAUCAGAGAAGAAAAAUUAUUAGUUGGGUAAAAUGAAUCUCAUUGAUAGAAUAUUCCGAUAUCACAAUCACAUUGUCCUUGUCGUAUAAUAGUGUUUCUAUCGUUCUGGUUGAGCUUCGGAGGUACUACUUCCCUACUGGAUGGCCUCACAAGUAGAUGCUAAUAGCUACAUAAGAGGCACCAUGACCACAUGACAGACAUCGUUUAUUACUGUCCAAAGUACUUCAAAUGGUUAUGUUGCAGAGCUCAUCCAAAAUGAACCUUGAACAAGAACUAACAUCGAAUAUUAAGUAUGUUGAUGCAAUUUUGUUAGCUAUGACAGAACUACUCAAAGUUCUUCUUAGGUUUAAUAUGUAAUCAAAGUUCUUCUUAGCUAUAAUGCUUCUAGACUGACAAUAUCAAUAUUCACCACCAUCUAAAAUGAACAAUGUCGUCCAUCUCAUUGCAUUCUCCUAUUGAUCAUCACACAAAAAGUUUUGAAGAGACGAAAACAUCAUCUAAGUAAUGCGAAUGUUAUACUGAUUAGAGCUUCGUUGAUUCAAUAUUCGUCAUAGAUCUACUGUCGUUAUCCACAAAUCUACUGUCGUUAAUAUCACAAAGUAGAUGUUACUCCACUUAAUGCCUCAACAUUAGUUAUAUAAGAUAAUUUGCCCCCUCAAGAAGAUUAUCAGAUGUUCGUAUGUUGUGAUGAAUUUGAGCAGAAUCAAGAAUUAAUUUUAUAGAUAUAGUCCGGGCGUCAUUAGAUGAAAAAAGCCAGGUAAUGCCACGUUGCCGGCAGCACCACAAAAAAUCUGUACAUAUACAAUCGAUCUCAUUAAUGCGAUCAUGUUCUUCUUACAUUAAUAUGAAUACCUUCUUCAUGAUUAGGAGGUGUUGCCACCUUCUUAGGAAGUUCUUAUGUGUGAUAUAGAAGAAGCUCAAGGUAACGACCCUAGUCAUCUAAUCUUAGAUGAAAGAACAUAGGCAUCGGGUCUGCAGCUACGAAACAAGAAUGAAGAGGAUAUUCGCUCUCGCGCGAAAAGUAAGAUGAAGAAGUAAGAGAAGAUCGAGUUGGUUUCGACUUCCCGUAAUUGUACUAACUUGGAAUGAUCAAGACUCACUCUGACUCUUGCGUACUUACAU
Amoebophrya sp. A25 is the source of this 4615-nucleotide messenger RNA. The record is from the annotation of a GenBank genome assembly. NCBI's taxonomy places the organism in Eukaryota, Dinophyceae, Syndiniales, Amoebophryaceae.